Messenger RNA from Ostertagia ostertagi, 396 nucleotides. NCBI's taxonomy places the organism in Eukaryota, Metazoa, Nematoda, Chromadorea, Rhabditida, Trichostrongylidae. The record is from the annotation of a GenBank genome assembly.
GUUGGAAUUGAAGACUGCCUUCAUAUUGAGUUCGAGUAUAACAAGAGCAGGUACCAUCUCCAAGACGUUAUAGUGGGGAAGAUCUACUUCGUGUUGGUUCGUAUUAAAAUCAAGCAUAUGGAAAUCACAAUAAUCAAAUCCGAAACUGUCGGCUCUGGUCCCAAUGCUGCAAAAGAAACUGAUCCUGUGGCGAAAUUCGAAAUAAUGGAUGGUGCUCCUGUCAGAGGAGAAUCUAUUCCUAUUCGCCUUUUCCUCGCUGGACACGAUCUGGCCCCUACCAUGCGUGAUGUUAGUAAGAAAUUCUCCGUUAGGUAUCUUCUGAACCUCGUUCUGGUUGACGAAGAGGACAGGCGAUACUUCAAACAGCAGGUCUUUUAUUUUCUGAAAGUCUAUUAA